AUGGUUAAUAUAUCCACGCUACUUCCUAUACCGGACCGUUAUAUCACUUUCCAACCGCAUGACUCCAAGUUCCGAUGUGAAGUUUGCUGUGGCCGGCCGAUGAAAGAUUAUUUGGCACACAUUUCAGCAGACAACCAUAAACGGUCCAUAGCCCAUUUCAUUGAUCAACAGAAAGCGCAACAAGAGAUGCUGCCGGGGCUCCACAGCACGGCAGACAGGGAACUCAGUCCCUUUUUGCAUCCGGUGACACCUCCUGAAUAUCGAAGGUCACCCUCGCCUCCACCUCCAGCAUCCCCCAUUAUGCCACUUUCUCCGCUCACCAACCUUCGCAGGUUAUUAUCAGGAAUUCAAGACGAUGACGCCACAUCCUCCGAUUCAGAUUCAUCCAAUAACCCAAUGAGCUUUCAUAACUUGAAGCAAGCUCUUGAAACCCUCGCCGCCCUGGAGGAAGAAGACGUCGAUGAAUUCGAAGAGGAGGAGCCAGAAUUAGAAGAGACGUCAAAUAUUGAUGACAUGAACGGAUGGUACCCAUUUAAAAGGAAGGAGUUGUAUACAGCAAUGGGCUUGAGACGUCCGCAAGGCUCCAGCGGUGACGCACUCUAUACGUGUGGAACUGCGCACUAUUCAGCAGAACUACAUAGACGCCUAUCUGAAGUACAAGUGUCGGAUGUCACUUGCGCCCAAUGGAACGAAGCCAUCAACAGUGGGAUCAAAACCUGGGAAGAGAGACCGGUAUGUCCUCCAAAGCCACGUGCACGUGCAACCCAGGCAAAGGGAUCUAAGCAAUCUAAGCGAGGUCGUCACAAUGUUCCACCUGAAACCAUCGAUUCUGACCAGUCAGAUGAUUGA
Messenger RNA from Melampsora larici-populina 98AG31, 849 nucleotides. RefSeq lists its product as uncharacterized. The coding region runs from base 1 to 849 and encodes 282 amino acids. Lineage: Eukaryota; Fungi; Basidiomycota; Pucciniomycetes; Pucciniales; Melampsoraceae. The record is from RefSeq and is a predicted model, not a curated record. The transcript is spliced from 4 exons.